AUGGAGUUGAAGUUUAUCCUAAUUGGCGCUCUGCUCUGUCAUGCGGCUGUGGGUACACAGUCCGCCGCAAAUCCCAAAACCAAAGCAAAAACGAAGAAGCUGUUAACAGCUUUAAGCAAACUUGGAGACAGGAUCCUCUCCGGAGCCUUCGGCGGUUACAACCUCUUCGUUCAUGAGGUCGGUUUCUCCAUGGACCAAGCAAAUGGAAUCCAGCAAUUGACUAAUAAGUUCCCCGCUGUGUAUGGAAUAGACUGUUCUCCAGGUUGGGAGACCACUGAAGAAGGUCAUGAAACCGAUAUCCUAGAUUGUUUUAACUCUCAGAUUGUAGAUUACGCCAAAAAAGGAGGUAUCAUUACUGCCAGCCACCACUUCCCGAACCCUGUGUUUCCAGGCAACAGAGUACCCGGAAAUCAAAUAAGUAACAAAAACUUUUCCGAAAUUCUCCAGGACGGAACACCGGCGAGAAACAGGUGGUUAAAAAUGAUGGGAAAGAUUGCUGAAGGUUUUCAACGGUACAAGGACGAGGGGAUCACCAUCUUAUACCGUCCCUUCCACGAGAUGAACGGAGGCUGGUUCUGGUGGGGAAAAAUUGAUGAUCAAACCCAAAAUGAUGAAAGAUAUCGCCUCUUCAAGCUCCUCUGGCAGGAUCUCUUCAACUUCAUGAAAAAUAAAGGACUGGAUAACCUGCUUUGGGUCUACUCUCCCGGGGCUUUUAGUGGUUCCUAUACCGCCUUCUACCCAGGAGAUAACUUCGUCGACAUAGUUGGCUUAGACGGAUAA
Nezara viridula (southern green stink bug) is the source of this 780-nucleotide messenger RNA. Lineage: Eukaryota; Metazoa; Arthropoda; Insecta; Hemiptera; Pentatomidae. The record is from the annotation of a GenBank genome assembly.